AUGGACAACAAAGAAGACGACCUGUCCAGUUCGGCAGGCAUCCCAACGCCGAACUCGGCCGGCGGCCAAGGCAACGCCGCACGCGGCAAGCAACGGGCGGCGCCCGACUCGGAACCGGCUGCCAGCACGUCCUCCACGGCCACACCGCUGUCCCAGGCACAGAUAUCCAAGCGGCGGCGCGGUAUCGGCGUGGUCACGCCCAAUGCCUGCAACGAGUGUCGCAAGAAGCGCGUCAAGAGGGACGUUGAGUGCGUGUACGAGCUGCCCGUCCGCCAGUCGAAAGAGGACCUCCGGAGCGAGAUCGAGGUCCUGCGCAGGCGCCAACGGUCCAGCGACGCCGUCAUCUCCGCGCUCAACCGCCCGGGCAUAUGGGAGGAUAUAUUGAACCGGUUGCACAACGGCGAGACAGUAGAGAGCCUGUCCGAGUAUCUUGAUACGGGCGCGCCAGCGACAGCCGCCUCUACUGCUACAACAAAUCCAAAUCCAAAUUCAAAUCCAAAUCCAAAUCCAAAUCCAAAUCCUAAUGCAGCGGCACUACAAGCAACCAGCACGACGUCGACGAAUACGCCGUCGCAAUUCCAACGCUCGCUGCCGAGUGCUGCGUUCCUGGGCGGUGAGGCCCCGACAUACGUGCCCUUCUCGCCAGGAAUGACGCAGGGUGGGCAGUCGAGCGGCGGCUCUGGUGGUCCUGGCUCGAGCCAGAGCAUCAGUGAACAACAGCUGCCUCAUCCGUAUCAGCAGCAUCAGCGACGUUCCCACCACCAGCAACAACAGCAGCAACAUCUCCAACCCCCACAGCAUCAACAGCAUCAGCAGUUUCAACAACAUCACCGACACCAGUCGCUCCACCAGCACCAACAGCAUCAGCCGAAUCAGUCGCACCUCCAGCAACAUCACUUUGAGCAGCUGAAUCAGCAGCAUGGUAGUCCGUGGGGCGGCGACCCCUACUCGGCCACGAGCCAGGCACCAUCCACCCAGAGCGACUCACGCCAGGAUUGGAACAUGCCGCCCGAGUCCCGCGUCGGGUUAUGGGUCGAGGGCGUCGGGCCAGACGACCAGUCCGGCUCUGGCGGUGGCAGCGGCGGUGGCGGCGGCGGCGGAGGCAUGGGUGACAUGAGUUCCGGCGGGAUCCCACGGUACCGCGGCGUCGACCAAAUCCUCGCACCCGACAUGCCCGACCUCAAGUUGCCGACCACCACGUGGACCGACAUCUCGGAAGAUCUCAACCUCGUCCAGCACCUCUUGGCGCUCUACUUUUGCUGGGAGUAUCCGACCUUUGCCUCCCUCAGCAAGGAGCACUUUCUCUCCGAUUUCCAAGAAGGCCGCCCCCGCUACUGCUCGCCCAUCCUCGUCAACGCCUUGCUGGCUCUGGGCUGCCGCUUCUCCACCCAGCCCAACACACGCGCCGUGCCCGACGACCCGUACACGUCCGGCGACCACUUCUUCAAGGAGUGCCAGCGCUUGUUCUACCUCGAGGAGAACCACCACAGUCUGACCACCAUCCAGGCGCUGGGCAUCAUGUCGAUUCGAGAGGCAAGCUGUGGUCGCGACUCCGAGAGCUGGUACUAUGCCGGCCAGAGCAUCCGCUUGGCCAUUGAGAUGGGCCUGCACCAGAUCCGCAACGACGACGGCGACGAAGACGAGGUUGCCGUCAAGGCCGCCACGUUUUGGGGCGCCUUUGCCCUUGACCAUGCUUGGUCCCUUGCAACAGGAUCCCUUCCCCAAUGCUCCUGCUUCCCGCUUCUACCGCCAAAGCCUGCCAUCAUUGACGGCAUCGAGGCUUCGCACUGGAUCCCCUACACGGACGACGGCGCACCUUUGCAGCGCUCCUGCCAGCAGCCGUCAAACGUACGCUCGGUAUACAAGUGCUUUUGCGAACUCAGCGAGCUUGUGCACCAGUCCCUCUAUAUUCUCCAUUCUCCUGGGCGCCCUCUCACCAGCCGCGAUCUUCUCCACAUCUAUACAAAGUAUCUCAACUGGUACGACUCCAUACCAGAAGUCUUGCGACUCGGACACAACUUCACCCCGGCUGUCCUGUUCGCCCACAUGUACUACCAUUUCGCGAUCCUGCUGCUCUUCCGGCCCUUGAUCAAGCUCCGUAUCAUUGGAUCCAGAAUCCUGCCUAAAGAUGUCUGUCUACAGGCCGCCGAUGCCAUCCAGGGCCUGCUCCGCUCCUAUUCCCAGCUCUACACCUUGCAACGAACGCCGUCCUUUGUACCUUACUUUGUCCUUACCUCGUCCAUCAUGCACCUCGCCAUUGGCGCCUCCACAUCGGCCGAACUGCCGCCGGGCGGCGACAUUGCCGCUGCCAUGGCCAACAAAGCGUCCACCUCUCUUGCCCGUCGUCCCAAGGACAGCGACGAUCAGAGCAUGCACAGCGUAAGCGGUGAUGGAGGCAGCAGUAACAGCAGCACCGGUGGCGGCAACGGUGGCGGCGGCGGCGGCGGCGGCGGCAGCGGUGGUGGUGGUGGUGGUGGAAGUGGAGGCGGUAAAGGAGCACACCACGGCGGCGAGGACUCGAACGGCGGAGCAAGCAACAACAACAGCCCCAGUCCGGGCCGUGGUACUACCAAACUCGACUCCCGCGUGGUCGAGUCCAUCAACCGCGGCAUCGCCGACCUGACCGCGAUGGUGCCCUGCCACCACUUUGCCGAACAGGCCCUCAACAUCCUGCGCUACCUGGCGAAAAAGUGGAACAUUGACAUCCACAUUACCCCCGUCACCAAGUCGUCCAGCGGCAGGCUCAUCGAGGACGCCGACAGCGACCGCCUGCUGCGCCCCAUGACCACAAGGCUCAACUUUUUCACGCCCAACAUCGAAGACAGCGACUUCAACUGCACCUGGGGCGUGCUCGAUGCUGGCGUCUCCAAGGGUUUCUUUACCGGCGGCAGUGCCGCAUCGGCGUCACUCGCCAAGGCCGCCGACAAUCUUGACAAUCCGCUCUUCUGGCCGUUCCCUAUGCAGGGCCGGCCGGUUCUGCCUCUUGGAAAGAAGCUCGAAGAGGCCGGCUUUGCUCUCUUGUAA
Messenger RNA from Sporothrix brasiliensis 5110, 3024 nucleotides. RefSeq names its product c6 zinc finger domain containing protein. The record is from RefSeq and is a predicted model, not a curated record. Bases 1 to 3024 code for a protein of 1007 amino acids. The transcript is spliced from 4 exons. Gene Ontology annotation, biological process: DNA-templated transcription. NCBI's taxonomy places the organism in Eukaryota, Fungi, Ascomycota, Sordariomycetes, Ophiostomatales, Ophiostomataceae. Gene Ontology annotation, molecular function: zinc ion binding; DNA binding.